CCGGAUGACAUGGCGAAAAUCAUUCGGGAAUAUCCCGAAAUUUUCCCAGACGAUUUGCCAAGUGGCCUGCCACCCGAACAACCUCAGGACCACAAAAUCGAGCUGGAGCCCGGCGCGCAACCUACUAUACGCACGCAAUGGCACCUGACUCAGCCAGAACUACAGGAAUUACGAAAUCAGCUCGACUACCUGCGGGCGAAAGGGUUCAUUCGGCCGAGCACGUCACCGUUCGCAGCACCGAUCAUGUUCACGCCAAAAAAGGACGGCGGACUUCGCAUGUGUACGGACUAUCGUGCCCUUAAUCGGGUAACGAUAAAGUCGCGCUACCCAAUACCACGCACGGACGAAUUGAUCGACAACCUUCGCGGAGCUCGCUAUUUUUCGAAGAUAGACCUUCGCGGCGGUUACCAUCAAAUUCGGGUGUUCGCCGACGACUGCCACAAGACCGCAUUUCGUACUCGCUACGGGAGUUACGAAUACACGGUGAUGCCGUUUGGAUUAACGAACGCCCCAUCGACGUUUCAACUCACCAUGAAUGGGGUAUUCCGCGAUCUACUCGACAAAUGCGUGAUAAUUUACCUGGACGACAUCCUGAUCUACAGCAAGACCCGGGAGCAACAUUUGCAGGAUUUGGAAGCGGUUUUUUCAACGGUUGCAGCAGCAUCGACUCAUCACCAAGGGCUCCAAGUGCGAGUUUUUAAAACAAGAACUGGAGUUCCUGGGGCACGUGAUCUCCACGGAGGGGAUUCGAAUAGACCUGAAAAAACUCAGGGCUAUUCAGGAGUGGAAACCGCCCGCAAAUCUGCAGCAGCUGCAAUCAUUUUUGGGUUUCGUGAAUUACGUGCGGCGGUUUAUACCCAAUAUGGCGGGGUUAACUGGACCUCUAACCGACCUACUGCAGAAGGGAACAUUUUACGAGUGGGGGGAGAAGCAACAAGCUGCGUUUGAGACAUUAAAAACUCUUUUAAUGU
Messenger RNA from Closterium sp. NIES-67, 971 nucleotides. Lineage: Eukaryota; Viridiplantae; Streptophyta; Zygnematophyceae; Desmidiales; Closteriaceae. The record is from the annotation of a GenBank genome assembly.